This is a messenger RNA of Coniophora puteana RWD-64-598 SS2, 799 nucleotides long. RefSeq lists its product as uncharacterized. The transcript has 2 exons. Bases 218 to 415 code for a protein of 65 amino acids. The record is from RefSeq and is a predicted model, not a curated record. NCBI's taxonomy places the organism in Eukaryota, Fungi, Basidiomycota, Agaricomycetes, Boletales, Coniophoraceae.
CUGAGAGCGGACGUGGUCGUGUCUGCAGCGUCAGACUGGGCGGAGCUACCGGACCUUCUUCGUCAAGCGCGGGAUGAACGAUACGAUCGUGGAGGGCCCGAUAAAUCAGAAAAGGGCGUGCACUUGAGGACGAGAAGCGUUGUGGGAAGGGCUGAGUUGGUGGAGAGGAGUUAAGGGCAUCAGCCGCAGAUGAUAUUAAAGUAGUCAUGAAGCAUGCAUGGAGCUUGAUUUGCUAUCGAGUAUACUGGCCCAUGAUACCCCGCCAUCGCACCCCAGGUUCACGGUCCCAGAAGUGACGGAUUCCCCAGGUCUAGGCGUGCUGCGGAUACUGCAAUCGGUUCUUCCGCUUCUGACAGAGUCCGAAGUUGCAUGUGCUCCGGCGGUUGCUCUCUGUCAUUCCCAGAUCGCUCCGUGAAAGUGCUUGGACGGGUGCCAAAAACGACUUUAAAGUUCUGACAUUACAUCUCAGCCGGUGAGAGGACAGAAUGGAAGAGAAUCACCUGAUCGUCGCCCUUUCCAUGAAAUUUCGCAGCUGCGUAGCUGUGGAGUUCGCGAAUGGGAGGAGCACAUGCAUUCUCCAGAUCUACCUAUCCGAGGUGUGCGCGUCUGUUGCCCAGAGCACUAUAAAACAGCGUACUCGGAACAGAAUGCACACCACCUGCGCCCAGGUAUUGUGUGAGAUACCGCAUCGCGAGCAUCCCAGGGUUUCCUCUACCGUUGGGCUGCACGCGAUCACCUCGCCUCUCUUCCAGUGUGUCUGUAACUUGAUUCAUUCAUCAUAAGUCUCCAUAUUCUCUAC